GCAUUACGUGUAUCAGCGUUGAGACAUUUCAGAAGUACUCUGCUGUAUAUGCAGGGAUAGAAGGAUACUCAACAUAUCAAGCAAAUCCAGCAGAAACAGCAAUGGCCAUUCUGAGGACUACACUUUGUGCUGUCUUCAUGGUGACUGCAGUGUUGUCUAAACCACUCUGCCUGAAUGAGGGUGAAGAUUCAUCAGAGUCCAGUCAGUUAGAUUCAUCAGAGGAGGCAGACACUGAUCUUGGGCCUUCACAGGAACCCCUGCAGCCGGCAUUCACAGACACAGACGUGUCUGAUGCCGUGGAGGAGACUGACCCCCCGAGCACUGCAGCCCCACUACCCUCUGCAGGGCCUUCUCUGGCCACGCUCAAUACUUCAGCCCUCCCUGAGGACCCACAAGCCUCCACUGACACAGACGCUUUACAACUCAUGCCAGAUGACCCUUCACAUACCGCUCUGGGUGUAGACGUCUCUCAGGAUAUGCCUAAUUCUGAUCCUGCACAGGACUCAAUUAACGCUGACACAGAGUUCUCACCACACCUUACAGAAACUGGUACAAUCACAGGCACCGAUGGCACAAAUCAACCACAACUCACCACCACCACCACAUACCAAAGAUUCCCCCAGAGUGCCACUCCACCAUUCUCCACAGCCACACCCAUGCCAGUCCACAUCAGAACCGCCCUGACUGGUGUUCCUGUUUGCUUCACUUUCCAGUUUGCGACCGCUGAGCCUGAUCCACCUAGAGGAGAUAGCAUUUGACCCAGAUAAGUUAUCCACUUCAGGUUACAGGCUCAGUCCAUGUUAUUGUUGUACAUAUAGGUAAACAUAUAGGUCUCCUGAUUCUUUAUCAUCAGAAUCAGAAUCACUUUUAUUGGCCAGGUAUGCACAUACAAGGAAUUUGACUCCAGUUUGACAUUGAUCUCAAUGUACAAACACAGAUUAACAGUAUAAAUAAACAGAACAAGUUUAACACAAAAAAGACCGGCUUAUAUGUACAGUUAUACAUAUCUAUAAACAAACAUUUGUACACAGUAGUAUCAAGUCUAAAUAUCCAGACUACACUUUUACUUUGAUUUUACGUUUCCUUUAUCAGUGGCAAUUGUAUUAAAAUGGUGCUAAUGUACACGACUGCUAUAUAAAUAGAAUAUAAAUGUUUGAACAAUGGUAGAAGUGCAGUGCUGAUUUGCAGGAUCAACACCUUGGCUGAAAACACCUCAAAUGUAUUUGUAUGAGCAGCUGGACAUGAAAAUG
This is a messenger RNA of Morone saxatilis (striped sea-bass), 1250 nucleotides long. Its product is annotated as mucin-2-like. The coding region runs from base 102 to 758 and encodes 218 amino acids. The transcript is spliced from 3 exons. The record is from RefSeq and is a predicted model, not a curated record. Lineage: Eukaryota; Metazoa; Chordata; Actinopteri; Moronidae.